GCGCAAGCGCAUAACCGGCCAAGCCGACGUUCCCUUGGCAACCGCGCCCUGAGCAUUGCCGCGGCCCCUCCCGUGCCGCUGCUACAGUCUCAGAGGAGAAGGAGGUGAACCAGCCAGCCUGCAGAAGCCAAAGUCGGGGCUCGAAGUGCCGUGCAGGCCUGGGCAGGGUGAUGGGGCGUGCGGCCCGCGGGCUUCACCCCCGCCAUCGCCGCCAUGAUGCUGUUGAGCAGGAAGCCAGAGGGUCCCCUCACCGCAGAUACUUGAAACUGGCCAGAUUCCUCCCGGGUGGCUGCCAAAUUCUGCAUAAGGAAGAAACAUUUUUGACAUUUUUCUUCAUGCAACUUAGAUGACUACUUCUACUGUGUUUUCAAUUACCAUAGGAUAAGAAGCAUUCAUUUCUUCUGAUCAGUGCCAGAUUUGGAGAUGGCUUGUAUGAUUCCUACAUGAGAAUAGAUCAGAUUAGAUAUCCAGAUCCUGCAAAUGAAGAAUGCAGCCCUUCUGGACUUCCUUCACUGGGCAGACCUAAUGUAACUGCUAACAAAGUCAUAAUGAAGGAUCUUCCUUUGACUGGGAGCCAAAUCAAAGUUGAGCAGUUAUUUGAAGACUCUGGCAAUCGAAGGAGCAGCACACUCCAGUCUUCUGGAAUAAAUGGCCCUGAAAGGCCAUUUCCAACUCCAGCAAAAGAUAAAAGCAUUGACAGCAUAUGUACCAUCAAAAAUAGUAGCAGCUUGUCAAAAGCACAGAAAACUGGUGGUCAGUCUCCAGAUCAAGCACUGAAGCAAUGCAAACACCAGUUGUCUGCCUAUGAGCAGCAAGAAAUAUUUAACUUUCCUGAAAUAUUUUUUGUGGGUCCAAAUGCAAAGAAAAGGCAAGGAGUCAUUGGUGGCCCCAACAAUGGUGGAUAUGAUGAUGAGCAAGGCAGCUAUAUUCAUGUGCCUCAUGACCACCUUGCCUACCGAUAUGAAGUACUUAAAAUAAUUGGGAAAGGCAGUUUUGGCCAAGUAGCUAAAGUUUAUGAUCACAAACACCACCAGCAUUUGGCCUUAAAGAUGGUACGUAAUGAGAAGAGGUUUCACCGACAAGCCGCAGAAGAAAUCCGGAUCUUGGAGCAUCUCAAAAAGCAAGAUAAAACUAACAGCAUGAAUGUGAUUCACAUGCUAGAGAGUUUUACUUUCCGGAAUCACAUAUGUAUGACAUUUGAGCUCUUGAGUAUGAACCUAUAUGAGCUCAUCAAAAGGAACAAAUUUCAAGGCUUCAGUGUGCAGCUUGUACGCAAGUUUGCUCACUCAAUAUUGCAAUGUUUGGAGGCUCUUUAUAAAAACAAAAUCAUACACUGUGACUUGAAGCCUGAGAAUAUUCUCCUAAAGCAACAAGGGCGUAGUGGAAUCAAAGUGAUUGAUUUUGGAUCCAGCUGUUUUGAACACCAAAGAGUCUACACUUAUAUACAGUCUCGAUUCUACAGAGCCCCAGAAGUCAUUCUUGGAAGCCGUUAUGGGAUGCCCAUAGACAUGUGGAGUUUUGGCUGUAUCCUGGUGGAAUUAUUGACUGGUUACCCUCUCUUUCCUGGAGAGGAUGAGGGUGACCAGCUAGCUUGUAUGAUGGAGCUCCUUGGAAUGCCACCACAGAAGCUGCUGGACCAGUCCAAGCGAGCCAAAAAUUUUAUCAACUCUAAAGGCCAUCCUCGCUAUUGCACUGUAACAACACAGGCAGAUGGGAAAACUACCCUCAGUGGCAGCAGAUCACGUAGGGGGAAAAUGCGUGGUGCUCCAGGAAACAAGGACUGGAUUACAGCAUUAAAAGGCUGUGAAGAUCCUUUGUUUAUAGAGUUCUUAAAAGAAUGUCUUAAUUGGGAUCCUUCAGUUCGAAUGACUCCUAGCCAGGCUUUAAGACAUCCUUGGAUUUGUAAGCGAGCACAUAAGCCACCCACUGUGGAUAAAACAUCAGGCAAACGAAUUGGUCAUUAUACAAGCUCUUUCCCAGGAAUAGGUUCCAGAUUACCGCCAGUUGUUGGAGUGGCCAACAAGCUGAGAGCCAAUCUAAUGUCUGAUUCGAAUGCCAAUAUACCUCUAUGUACUGUGCUACCCAAAUUGGUCAGCUAAUAGAUAAUUAUGUAUUCCCAGAGUACAUAUACUGUGUUUUUAAUUAUCUCUUUCAAACACGUAAGAUGACUAAAUGCAGAGGUCUUUAAAACAAAACAAAGGAUUUAAUUUUUAUUGAACACUAAACCUUGUGUAUAUAUAUAAAAAGAACUGAAUCAAAACUUAAGCAUUUUAAGGGCUAUGGUUGUUUUAUCAAAUUUCAGCUGGAAUGUGGUGCAUGUUACAUCACUUUUUGAUUGGUCAGCUCAUUUGUUUUGUUAAAUGAGGUAACGCACUGUGUAAGAUGGAUUUUAUAGUGCUGUUGUAAUAAAACUCAGAAACCACUUCUGCGGACCGUCUCACUUAGCAGACAACUUGCUGCAAAUCAAUUGGGGAGAAAUUAACUAUACAUCUGAUUAAUUCGCAAGUGGACAGUUCACAGAAUAAUGGUCAAAAAGCACAAGAUUUUAAUCCAAAAAGCUAAUUCUUGAAAAUCCUGUCUCUCCUCUAUGGUUACCAUAAUUUCAGCGAGUGCCAGAUGUUAAUGUUUAGGCUACCCUUUGAGACCUCCUUCAAAUCUCACAGUCCAUGGCGAUAAAGCAUUUAUAAAGAGAGUAUGUAUGUUGGGGUGAUGAGGAGAUUGGUGCUUGGACUUGAGAUUUAAUGCACUUGAUUCUCUUUCCUCAUUGCUUCAAGUUGUAUUCAAUGAAUCAGUUUUUACAGAUUUGCUGUAAAAGGUGGAACUGUCUCCAGAAAGAUCUUCUUGUGUUUUCAGAGUAAGUUGCUUCAAACUUCAGUGAAUUCCAUGAAGGGUAUACUCCCAUUCUAGGCAAAUGCAGUUCUCAGGUCUCAGCAUUUUGUAACAUUCUAAUCAGAGGUGCAGACAAGCUAGAAAUGCCAUUAACGUUAAAGAUGAUAGUGACUGACUGUCCCUGAGUAAAUUCAUAAAUGUAAUCAGACUGAUGUUUUUAAAAAUGUUGUACAAUAAAAUGUAACGAGAUAUAGCAGUAUCUGCAUACUGGAAAAUAAAAUAAAAAAGAACAGCAGCUGAAGUA
This is a messenger RNA of Hemicordylus capensis (graceful crag lizard), 3133 nucleotides long. RefSeq names its product dual specificity tyrosine phosphorylation regulated kinase 3 (gene DYRK3). Bases 444 to 2099 code for a protein of 551 amino acids. Gene Ontology annotation, biological process: peptidyl-serine phosphorylation; positive regulation of cell cycle G2/M phase transition; cytoplasmic stress granule disassembly. The record is from RefSeq and is a predicted model, not a curated record. The transcript is spliced from 4 exons. Lineage: Eukaryota; Metazoa; Chordata; Lepidosauria; Squamata; Cordylidae. Gene Ontology annotation, cellular component: nucleus. Gene Ontology annotation, molecular function: protein serine/threonine kinase activity; protein serine/threonine/tyrosine kinase activity; ATP binding.